AUGCGACUUAGAAUUGCAUCUGGAGACGUUGUCCCUAUUAACUUAGAAAUUGAAGCUACUUGUCGGCAUAACAACGCUGCAAGAAGAAGAAGGGAACAAGACACAGAAGGAAGUAGUUACACCCCACCUCCUCUUUCUCCACAUUACACUGAAAUGGACGGGGAACUGGCACGAAGAGUCACACUAGAGGACUUCUCUAAUACCGCCACUCCUCUGUUCUUCAUAAGUAUUGCAAGGUCAGAGGUUCAAGCAGCCAAUAUCUCCUACCCGCACUCCCUUAUUCAGCUAAUCCAAGGGAACCUCUUCCAUGGUCUUCCAAGCGAAGAUCCAUAUGCUCAUCUAGCCUCAUACAUAGAAAUAUGCAACACCAUCAAAAUCGCCGGAGUCCCAGAAGAUGCGAUACGCCUUAACCUCUUCUCCUUUUCCCUAGCAGGAGAGGCAAGACGAUGGUUGCACUCUUUCAAAGGUAACAACUUAAGAACCUGGGAAGAAGUAGUGGAAAAAUUCUUAAAGAAGUACUUCCCAGAGUCAAAGAUCGCCGAAGGGAAGAUGGAGAUUUCUUCUUUUCAUCAAUUCUCGGAUGAAUCCCUUAGCGAAGCACUAGACCGUUUCCACGGAUUGUUAAGAAAGACACCAACACACGGAUACAGUGAGCCAGUACAACUAAACAUAUUCAUCGAUGGCUUGCGGCCUCAAUCGAAACAGCUACUAGAUGCAUCUGCAGGAGGGAAGAUCAAACUGAAGACUCCCGAAGAAGCGAUGGAGCUCAUCGAGAACAUGGCGGCCAGCGAUCAAGCAAUUCUUCGUGACCGUACCUAUGUCCCCACAAAAAGAAGCCUCUUGGAACUCAGCACGCAGGAUGCAACCUUGGCACAAAAAAGGCUGUUGACGAGGCAGAUAGAAGCCCUUACUAAAACCCUCAGCAAACUGCCUCAACAACUACAAGCGGUAAGUUCUUCCCACUCUUCUGUUUUGCAGGUAGAAGGAUGCCCUACAUGCAGAGGAACCCAUGAGCCUGGACAAUGUGUAAGCCAACAGGACACCUCUCGAGAAGUAAACUAUAUGGGCAUACCAAAUCACGGAUUCCAGGGCUACAACCAAGGGAACUCAUCCGGAUUCCAUCAAGGGGCAGCAAGAUUCAAUCACGGGCCACCGGGAUUUAAUCAAGAAAGAAACUUCACGCAAGGUUCAGGGUGGAGAAAUCAAGGAAACCAAUAUAAGGAGCAAAGGAACUAA
Messenger RNA from Glycine soja, 1236 nucleotides. RefSeq lists its product as uncharacterized. Bases 1 to 1236 code for a protein of 411 amino acids. Lineage: Eukaryota; Viridiplantae; Streptophyta; Magnoliopsida; Fabales; Fabaceae. The transcript has a single exon. The record is from RefSeq and is a predicted model, not a curated record.